GAUAUGACUACCACCAUACCAUCACCGCAGCGGUCGCGCGCUUCGUCACGAUCCAAAUCGCCACUGUCGCUCGACCUUUCAGAUCUGCCACCGCUGGUGCAGCCGUCUCCGCCUUCCAACACGCUCAUAAUUACAAACCUUGUUGAGCCUGAGAUCUUCCACCCUUCGAACCUCGUCCAAAUACGUGAAACCAUAAACACCUACGCACCGAUACACACCUGGGCACCGCUCAAGUCACUCAAGCGCGUCGUUGUCUCCUUCUUCGAUGUCGACUCCGCAAUUACAAUUCGCCAGAAGGUGGACGGCGAGCAGAUCAUGGGGUGCCGGGUUCGGGUGUACUUUGGCGUGAACACACCACUGAACCCCAGCGACCAACACUUGCCGCUUCCGAAGUCCGAUAAACUCUUCUUCAUAUCGCCACCACCGUCCCCUCCCAUGGGCUGGGAGAUGCGCAACGAGGAUGCUCCGAAUCAGAUAGUACAUGCGGAAGACCUGGCGGAGGCGCUGGCGAAGUUGCAUGCAGACCACCGGGAGCUUCCUUCACCGAUCGACGACGAACUGAGCCCUCGUGUUAAGAGGCGAAGGACCGGAAGCUCGGCGAUCAUCUACCACCCCGAAGACCACGGCGACAGCCCCCACCUUCCCGCGAUCGCUGUCGAGGAUACGACCGCGAGCCCGACUAUUAUGACACCAGAUGAGAUGGAGGGCAUAGAAGGCCCGAUCGCCGUGCAGAAGGCCCAAGGGAAUUUCGUCUCAACGUCGAGACCUCCCGUAGAGCUGAUGCACUGAUUUCUUUGCCUCUUUUUAAUUUUUGUAUUAUAUCCAAAAAUGCAGUAGCGAAUGGGCACGGCUGGCGUUGAUAUGGUGUUUCAUUCAGGCGACUACCCCAAGUUUGGGCCAUUCCAAAUAUCAUGUAGGCAGGUUCUUAUGGGAACGGGUCUGGACUAUUACAGCGAAAUACGUUACAUUGGGCAUGGUCUUCAAUAUGAGACUAACGGAACUUAAAUUGUUGAAAACAUCUCAUACCACAAUCUUUGCGUGCUGGUAACUGAUUCCUAAGUUUUUCCAAACUUCGCAACUGCCAUAGUCACGGUAGUAUUGUGCUACCUACGGAGCAA
Molecule: messenger RNA, 1118 nt
Organism: Paraphaeosphaeria sporulosa
Lineage: Eukaryota; Fungi; Ascomycota; Dothideomycetes; Pleosporales; Didymosphaeriaceae
Product: calcineurin binding protein-like protein
Exons: 2
Coding region: 4-789 (261 amino acids)
Biological process (GO): calcium-mediated signaling
Cellular component (GO): cytoplasm; nucleus
Molecular function (GO): nucleic acid binding; calcium-dependent protein serine/threonine phosphatase regulator activity
Source: RefSeq, a predicted model, not a curated record